Molecule: messenger RNA, 576 nt
Organism: Paramuricea clavata
Lineage: Eukaryota; Metazoa; Cnidaria; Anthozoa; Malacalcyonacea; Plexauridae
Source: the annotation of a GenBank genome assembly
AUGUCUUCCGUCAGUGGCAACCCUGGAAACCCUCGCUUAUCUGAUGUUUGUGAAAGAACAAGACGAGUGUCAAUGCGAUUAAAUUCCACGGCAAUGCAUGCAGGCGGUCCGCUAUGGCUGACGGGAACGGUGAGUCCGGUGGUGGUGUCAUCGCCGGCGCCGAAAAGGAGGAAGCUUGAAGAGACAAGAGCGAUGAAUAUGACGGCAUGUGUUCGUGGUGGCAUCUUGUCAUUGGGCGGUGAGGAGGAAGCCACCUGCAGCAGCAACGACAACAACAGCAACAACAGCAACAACAACAACAGCAGCAGCGAUAAAAACCCCCACAAAUGUCCAUAUUGUGACGCAUUUUUUAAAAACACACAAGGCCUAGGUAGCCAUAAAAAGAACUGUAGAAGAAGAACAGAGAAAGAACAGGCAAAGAUGAUGAGGUUGUCCGCGGGGGAGGAGGGCAGGACUGGCUGCCAGGUACUAGAAUGUCCAUGUGGCCAAAAAGUGUUGUGCGAUAUAUGUGGGAAAAGUUGUAGGAAGGCUGUGGGUUUGAAUACCCACAAGCGCAGAAACGCCAAAUGUAAGUAA